This is a messenger RNA of Didymosphaeria variabile, 3102 nucleotides long. RefSeq lists its product as uncharacterized. Gene Ontology annotation, biological process: mitotic spindle orientation checkpoint signaling; establishment of spindle localization; nuclear migration along microtubule. The coding region runs from base 1 to 3102 and encodes 1033 amino acids. The transcript has a single exon. Gene Ontology annotation, cellular component: spindle pole body; cell cortex; mating projection tip. The record is from RefSeq and is a predicted model, not a curated record. NCBI's taxonomy places the organism in Eukaryota, Fungi, Ascomycota, Dothideomycetes, Pleosporales, Didymosphaeriaceae.
AUGAACCCAUCUGCGCUGCCGCUGGCCCAGACACCGCCGAACGCUCCUCCCUCGUCUGCCGAUGAGGUGGCAGCCCGCUCCACGUCCUCACCACUUGCACGCCUAUCGCCCGCACGCUCCUCCCCGUCUUCACCCAAGCGCCCCGAGUCCGCCGCUGCCCUUGAAAGCACCACAAAGCUUGCAAGAAACGUGUCGCCGGGCCUGCUGGCCCGCAUGAAAUUCCUGAACCAGAAUCAGGCACCAGAAUCUAACCGUGGCUUUUCACCCGCGCAAAUAGGCCGCAUCUCGGAAAGCAAGAUCCGCUCGCUCGACAACUUCCACAGAGACCGCCGCAGCUUUCAGAUUGAGCGCAGGGGCACAGCCUGGAGCGGCACUAGCAGCCAGGUUGGCACGCCGCUCAUACCGCAGUUGACGGGCGAGUCGGUGCCGGCGCUGGCAAUGGACGCCAGCCCGCCCUCGAGCUUCGAAAGCAACCGCAGCAGCUUCGUGAGCACCAGCGACAGGGUCUUGCCCUCUGAUUCGGAAGCGGGCGAUCUGAACGAGGACCACCAGAAAUACCGCCUCCCCGACAUCACCAAAACAAAAAGCCUCUCGCGGGCCGUCACCGAAACGGAGGCCAGCAGCGACACGGAGCUGGGCCGACCACCCACGCCGCCGCCUAAAGAUACACCACCCGCCGUCGAGCCCUCGGUCCUCGACAGUGAAAAUGGCAUCGAUGUCGACGCCUACUUUCACCAGCGCCACUUCUCGCGCGCCAAUUCCAUCUACACCCUCUCCCGCGCAAGCUUCACCAAUCAGAUCCAACAGUUGACCUCCAUCAAACUGCCGCCGCCCGAAUCGCUCACCUCAGAGAUCCGCGCGCUUCCUUCCUCAACGGCCGCCGGUCGGGCGUUACACAGCGCCGCGAAUAGCAUAAAACAAUGGAUGGCCAAGGCAGCAGAGGUCCUUAGCGGACUUGAUGCCGAGGACGACGUGGAAUGGGCUGCUGCUGCUGGACGUGAAGGCUUGGAAGAGGUGGACGCUGCCAUUGGCAAGUUCGAGGGUCUGGUCAAUGUUUACAUUACUGCCAUCGAGGACCUCCAAGGCAGAGACGACAUUGCUACCUUACCGGGCCGAGAUCUCACUACACUAGUGGUUCAGAUGGAGGAGGUGGUUAGCAACUGGUCCAAAAUCAAGAAGACACUCAAAGGCAUCAAAUCGCAAGUGGAGAUGGCGAUGGAGUGGGAAGAGCUCUGGAACACCGUAUUGGGAGAGAUUGGCAUGGAGAUUGAGAACCUCAGCCGCCUGGUAUUCGAAAUGGAAGAACGCCGACACCGUGCAAUCAGUGACUCAGUCGCCGAAUCUGCCGAAACUUUCAAUAUUGCGGAUCUCGAAACGAUCGUUGAAGAGACUCCUCGUCAGCAAGCGCGUGAACAGGCGCGGCUGCAAAGCAAUCGGUUUAGCAUGCCGAUACUGCCUACGCUCUCGAUCAUGUCCCCCGUGUCACCCAUUCCGCAGAUUGAGCAGGAAAACUCCCGACUCCUCGCACUAUUUGCGAAGCUGCAGCCCUUGCGCGCCUCCCUCGACUUCCUGCCCAUGCGACUACAGCACUUUCACAUGCGCGCGGGUAACUUGUUCCCUUCUGCAUGUGACGAGCUUACUAGGCGGAAGGAACAGCUCGAGAAAUUGGAGAAGAAGCUGGAAGCUGAUGCUGAUGCCUUGAGGGAAGAGCUUGGCGAAGACAAAUGGGUGCACAGUUUUCGACAGGCUGGCAGCAAAGCGAUUGCAAUGUACGAUUCGCUGAUGAAGAGUAUACAGAGACUCCGACAGGUCAUCGAAGAGGGUGACGACGAGAAGCUCGGCUCUCGCAUGUCGACAUACAAGGACAAGCGCGAGCACUACCCACCUUCGAUGAAGCGGGUAUUGGAGCUGAUCGACAUUGAGAUGAAACACCGGUCAACCGUCAACGGCGAGAUCUUACGCAUUCAGCAAGAUGUCAGGCAGAAGGUCUCUGACUUGCAGGUCCAAAUGAAGGAGAUGGACAUGGUCCUCGAAGAAGUGACGGCCUCACGGAAGCUGCGCGAUUCGGUGUCUACAGUUUUAUCGGGUCGAACUGAAGCAUCACUGACAGGCUCUGCUUUAGAUACGCCCAACAGCUCACCUGCCUCGAGCGUCAUUAUGAGCCGGAAAAGUAGUGAAUACGGCCGCAUAACUCCAGUCGGAAAGAGUUCACGUCAGCCAAGCACAUCCAGCACGAAGCCUUCUCUGUCAGCGAGUCGUCGCUUGUCUAGCCUACCGAUGGCCACGAGCAGCACUGGACGCAAGGCAAUCUCGUCCUCUCGAUUGGAAGCACUGGCUACCCCCAGUCAUCCUCCGCGAUCCAUGUCUAGUACUCCAACACGGCAGCUACAUUCAGCAACCCCAUCAUCUGAAAAACCAAGAUGGAACUGUAGCGUCAACAUGCGUGAUACUGUAGUCGGACACAACUUCAAACCGUUAUCUCUGACGACCCCUUCACCUCAUCGGAAGGAUCCUACUACCCCUCUUAGGACUUUAAGGAGUGUGUCUAGUCACUCUGCCAUUCCUGUUCGUAGCCCGCUCAGCCAGGCGUCUGCGCUCUCGCCUUCUUCCUUGCGUCCUGCAUCCACCACGCCCGCACAACUGUCUAUUAAUCGGCGUCCUUUGGCCAGCCCUAUGCAGUCUCCCUCAACACCGGCCCGUGGCAAGUCUGCCCUACAGACUACGCCCACUUCGUCGUUGUCGUCGUACCGCACGCCAACCUCGGGUCGCAGAGUGACAAUCGCAGAGGAGGAGAGUGACAGCACGGCCACUGAAGAGAGUCCCAUGGCUCGUCGCGCCUCGCGCCCGGCAAGUGCCAUGACAAGCCGCCGCACCAGCAUGUUGCCCACGCCCAAACAGCGCACCACUAGCGGCACAAAUAUCCCGGUGGUUACAACUUCGGGGACACGCACUCACAGCAGGUUAGGCAGCACUGAGGACGGUCGCAGAAGCAAGCUCGGGCUCGACGCAGGGCGCAAGAGCUCUCUCGGCACAGCCAGUGGCCGCAAGUCUAGCUUGGACGGCCGCAAAUCGAGCUUGGACGAGCGCCCACGAUGGAGGUAG